Colletotrichum destructivum is the source of this 1633-nucleotide messenger RNA. RefSeq names its product Putative intradiol ring-cleavage dioxygenase, catechol dioxygenase. The transcript has 2 exons. Gene Ontology annotation, biological process: catechol-containing compound metabolic process. Gene Ontology annotation, molecular function: ferric iron binding; catechol 1,2-dioxygenase activity. The record is from RefSeq and is a predicted model, not a curated record. Bases 438 to 1370 code for a protein of 310 amino acids. NCBI's taxonomy places the organism in Eukaryota, Fungi, Ascomycota, Sordariomycetes, Glomerellales, Glomerellaceae.
CCUAUUCGUGUGACCGCUUCCCAAAAAACAAGAGACUAGAUUCACCGCCAAGAGAUCACCGCACCCAGCCUAUCAAAGGGUGUUCCCCUCUCUAUCCACCGGUCUUGAUUCCUCUGGUUGAGGCUGGUUAUGCUUUCGACUUGCCCUCUUUCUCCUAUUUGAGUUUCAAAUGAGCCCCUUGACUUCUCUCCUCGUUUAGAAGAUAGCAUGUUAGCCAUCCUCCUGAACAGCAUCAGGACUCAAGGCCAAUUGUCGGCUCCUCUUUUCAUCUUAUCAUUCGUCAAAUCAUCAGCCGAGACCCUGGGACGGGAGUCGCCCACAUAUAUUUAAGGUUCAACAGCUCUUUGACGAACCUUUCCCACCCUCUCAGGGCACCCAGCGAACCCUAAACACCGAAUCACCUGUUUGCUGCCGAACCCAGCCCGGUUGCAAGAACUAUGGCGGACCAGAACGGCUUCAGCACCUUUGACACCAAUGGCCCCACGCCGGCCGAGAAGCCAGUCUAUGACCCGGCCUUCACCGACCGGGUCAUUGCCGCCACCGGCCCGAAAGCUAAUCCCCGUCUGGCACAGAUCAUGCCGAGCCUGCUUCGGCACCUUCACGAUUUUGCAAGAGAAGUCGACCUCACUGUCGGCGAAUGGAUGGCCGGCGUACAAAUGAUCAACGAAGCCGGUCAAAUGUCCGAUGACGCCCGCAACGAAACACAGCUCCUUUGCGAUAUCCUCGGUCUAGAAUCCCUCGUCGACGAAAUCACUUCGAAACAGCUGCAGUUGAAGACGACCUCCUCCCUCCAGACUAACCCUACCUCGUCCGCCAUUCUCGGUCCUUUCUACCGCUACGACGCACCGAUUCUAUCCAAUGGCAGCUCUAUCGUAUCCUCCCUCGAUUCUCCCGACUAUCAGAAAGCCUCCACCCACCUCUACGGUCGUGUCCUAGACCAACACGGCCAACCCGUCAAGGACGCCAUCGUGGACAUAUGGCACACCGCACCCAACGGCAUGUACGAGCAGCAGGACGCGAACCAGCCAGAAAUGGACCUUAGGGGACGCUUCCGCACCGAUGAUAAGGGGCGGUACUCGUUGUACUGCCUUAAGCCCGUCCCUUACCCUGUGCCCAAUGACGGGCCAGCCGGCAAGCUCCUCGAGCUCCUCGACCGACACCCGUACCGACCUGCACACCUCCACUUCAUCGUCUCCGCCGACGGAUACCGGCCCAUCACGACGCAGCUGUUCGACAGCGAGGGCAAAUACCUUGACGACGACUCGGUCUUCGCCGUGAAAGAGGACCUGAUUGUCAAAUACAAACCUACCGAGUCGGACCCCAAGGCGAAGUGGGCCCUGGAGUAUGACUUUGUUCUGUGCAGGGCUUGAGCAACACAUUGAGAGGUAUCGUUUGGUCACCGGUACAAACGAUGAAUGAUGAAGAGUGAGCGCCGCAGUCCAGGCCGCGGCCGAAGAGUAGGGCCGGAUGGGAUCAGUUAUGGUUGGAAUGUGGUUCACGGUGUUCUCGACGAAUUGACGAAGGCAUGAAACAAACAAAUCAAUAUCACAAGUAGGUUUUAGUCGCAAACUUCCAUCUUUAUGAUGGUCAAACAUCUCUAAACUUGACUGGAUGCAUACGUACACCUGUCACG